Molecule: messenger RNA, 1050 nt
Organism: Penicilliopsis zonata CBS 506.65
Lineage: Eukaryota; Fungi; Ascomycota; Eurotiomycetes; Eurotiales; Aspergillaceae
Exons: 3
Coding region: 1-1050 (349 amino acids)
Biological process (GO): transmembrane transport
Cellular component (GO): membrane
Molecular function (GO): transmembrane transporter activity
Source: RefSeq, a predicted model, not a curated record
AUGAUGCUCUGGGGCUGCUGCAUGCUGGGCAUGGGUUUUGUCACGGACUGGUCGGGGCUUAUGGCUGCUCGCUGGUUCCUGGGUCUCUGUGAAGCCGGUCUGUACCCGGGCAUCAACUAUUACCUUUCCUGCUGGUAUAAGCGCUCGGAAUUCGGUGUGCGGGCUCGGCGAUUUCCGGCUCCUUCGGGGGUCUCCUGGCAGCAGCCAUCGAUCUGGAUGGACGGCAUCGGCAACCGGCCAGGCUGGGCAUGGAUCUUCAUCCUAGAAGGCCUCUUGACGGUUGUCAUCGGCGCGUUGUCCUUCGUCAUGGUGCACGAUUUCCCCGACCAGGCGCGGUUCCUGUCCGCAGAAGACCGCACACGGGUGAUCCGCCGGCUGCGACUCGACCAGCAGGCCUCGGGCGGACACGAAGAGUUCUCAAUCAGGUAUUUUUGGGACGCCGUGCGCGACUGGAAGAUGUGGCUCGGCAUGGCCAUCUACAUGGGCUGCGACAUGCCGCUGUAUGCCUUCUCACUCUUCCUGCCCACCAUCGUUAGCGAUCUGGGCUGGUCCACUACUGUCGUACGCUCCCAACUGAUGUCGGUGCCGCCCUACGCGGCGGCCACGGCUUUCACCGUGCUCAUCGGCUUCGUGGCAGACCGGACACAGGCGCGUGGAAUGUGCAAUCUCCUGGUCUCGCUGCUCGGCGUGGCGGGCUUUGCGAUGCUGCUGGGCAGCGCCACGCCCGCCGUGCAGUACGCGGGCACCUUUCUCGGCGCCCUGGGCAUCUACCCGUGCAUUGCCAACACCAUCAGCUGGGUCGCCAAUAAUAUCAAGGGCUCGUACAAGCGCGGCAUCGUCUUGGGCCCGCGCUUCAUCCAUGGCCACGCCCUCAUCAUCGCAUACAUGACGGUCUUCCUGUUCGGCGGCUCGCUUCUAAUGACAGUCCUCCUGCGUCGCGAAAAUGCGAGACGGCGUCGAGGCGAUUGUGAUGGCUGGAUCCAGGGCAAGACGGAAGAGGAAGUUGUGGCGCUGGGUGACAGACGCCCGGACUUUAUCUAUACGGUUUAG